Molecule: messenger RNA, 592 nt
Organism: Clupea harengus (Atlantic herring)
Lineage: Eukaryota; Metazoa; Chordata; Actinopteri; Clupeiformes; Clupeidae
Gene: coxfa4b
Product: cytochrome c oxidase associated subunit FA4 b
Cellular component (GO): respiratory chain complex IV
Source: RefSeq, a predicted model, not a curated record
GCUUCGCGCUUGUCACAUUUCCCGGUCUCAGUAGAAGCACACCCGCUCACGACACACGUUUUCCAGCGGAGCGCUAAUUAAUUCUCUUAAAUCGAUACAGUAUUAUUUUAGUACUGAACGGAUUACCAGAGACGCAGCAAUGGUGAUGGCAACUGUAUGGAAGCAACUCAAACACCACCCGGCAUUAAUCCCUCUCUUCAUAUUCAUUGGAGGAGGGGCAGCCAUGUCCGCGCUCUACCUGGGCCGCCUGGCACUCAAGAACCCCGAGUGCUCGUGGGACCGUACGGGGAACCCUGAGCCCUGGAACAAGGUGGACCCCAACCACCAGUACAAAAUGUUCGCAGUGAACAUGGACUACUCCAAGCUGAAGAAGGACCGGCCUGACUUCUAAACGGGCCCUGGAGUCUCUGACAGCGCCCCCUACUGCACAGGAGCCAGAUGCGUCUCUCAUCAAAGUCACAUUGAAAUCAUACUGCUGGUCAAUAUCAUUUCUGCUAGAAGUGCCUCGGAGAUCACAGACAUCAUACACACACAUGCACUCGGCCAAUAGCGUACACAUACGCAUACACACACAUGCACGCGGUCAAUAGCU